AUGCCGGAAACAGAAUCAAAAGCAAUCCGCAGACCGCCGGUAAAGGUCGAGCUCGCAUUGCCGCCUCUCUACCAAGGCAAAGGCUCCUACACUCAAACCCCCAAAGAAGCCCGUGACGUCCAAUUCGCCUUGCCGGGAUCACGAUCCAAGCCAGUCGAAGUGCUCCAGAUAGACUCGGCGGCUGUGCCCCAGCCAUUCGUUGAUCCAGCUGUCUUCAAGAAAUGGGGCGGCGCGACUUGA
This is a messenger RNA of Colletotrichum higginsianum IMI 349063, 240 nucleotides long. RefSeq lists its product as uncharacterized. The coding region runs from base 1 to 240 and encodes 79 amino acids. The transcript is spliced from 2 exons. NCBI's taxonomy places the organism in Eukaryota, Fungi, Ascomycota, Sordariomycetes, Glomerellales, Glomerellaceae. The record is from RefSeq and is a predicted model, not a curated record.